Molecule: messenger RNA, 5511 nt
Organism: Rotaria socialis
Lineage: Eukaryota; Metazoa; Rotifera; Eurotatoria; Philodinida; Philodinidae
Source: the annotation of a GenBank genome assembly
AUGAAUGGACAAGUUGUUGCUGGUGGCAACGGCGAAGGAAAUGGAUUACAUCAAUUGAAUAUUCCAACUGACGUAUUAAUCGACAAAGAGACGGAUAGUCUCAUUAUUUGUGAUCAAGGGAAUCAACGAGUAGUACGAUGGUCUCGUCGUAGUGGUACAACACAAGAUGAAAUACUCAUCGACAACAUCUGGUGUUGGGGAUUAGCAAUGGAUGAACAGAGAUAUCUCUACGUUUCUGACUACGGAAAACAUGCAGUAAGACGAUAUCAAUUGGAUGAGAAGAAGGGCACUCUCGUAGCUGGUGGUAAUGACAAAGGUUCGGGACUCAGUCAACUCAACGUGCCGACAUAUCUCUUUGUCGAUCGAGAUCAUUCAGUGUACGUAUCAGACAACUGGAAUGAUCGUGUGAUGAAAUGGGUGGAAGGUGCAAAAGAAAGAAUCUUCGUUGAUACGUUGGGUACACUCUAUGUAGCAGACACGCAGAAUGAUCGUGUAAUGCGUUGGGCUCAAGGAGACAAGAAACAAGACACUAGAAUUGUGGGUGGAAAUGGUCGAGGAGAAGGAGCAAAUCAGUUCAACGAUCCCAUUGGCUUGUCUUUCGAUCGACAAGUAUCAACAACGGCUUACAAUUUACGGAAUUUUGAUGCUGGUCCUGAAUUAACCGGUGACUUACUAACAGAAACAUCAGAACGAAUUGUUAAGAAGCUAACUCUGGAAGCAUCAAGUAAUCCUACCGAAGAUACAGUUCAACAAAUUGAAACAAUGCCCAACAACGUACAAGAUUCAGCGAUGAUGAUAUGUUACCGAGAAUGUUUAUCGAAUUUAGGAAAGUUCAAUGGCGGUGUAGAACAGAAAGUUUUACAAUUUAUCAAUAAUAUUGAACGUAUCAGGAAAAUGAUUACUGCAAACGAUGAUGUUUUACAUUGUAUGUGCACCGCAAAACUAGAUGGUGAAGCAAAACGCUGGUAUGAAGACAACAUGUCAUUAGCUCAAUGGGAAAAUUUAAAACCAGCAUUGUUAGAAAGAUUUACAACAUCGGAUUCAUCAUUGAAAAUUUUUGAACAAUUAAAGGAACGAAAACAAAAAUUAGAUGAAACGAUUUCAUCGUAUCAUGACGCUGUUAUUAAAUUAUGUCGUGAAUAUGAUUCAUCAAUGUCACAGAAAAUGAUGAUAUCAUGGUUACAAAACGGAAUUAAAGAUUCAUUAAAAACUCAAAUUAAACGACAAAUGAAGUUAUUACCUGAAUCAGCACGAACAACUCAGGCAUUUUUGAAAAUUGCAAAAGAUGAACAGGAAUUACAAGACGAUUCACCCGAACAAGAAACCACACAACCGUACAUGUCAUACAUUACGAAUACGGUAUCAACAACAUUACAGGACAAACGAAACACGUCCGAAAAGGUAUCAACAUCUACAUAUUCGCCACCGCGACACACAACAUAUGAAUACAAGAAACAAUAUACAUCAUCACCAAGAAUUUCAACUCCAUUAACAUCGAUUUCAUAUGACCGCAAUUUAACUUCGCGACCGCGACCAAUUUUACGUCGUCAAGAACCACAUAAUUUACCAACUAAUUAUUCACAACGAAAUCAAGAAUCUAAUGUGAAAUCUUAUUCAUCGACACAACAUGAUUCGCAACGUCGUCCAUGUUCGAUAUGUCAACGUAUUAGUCACCGGACAAUGGAUUGCUAUUAUAAAAAACCAUAUGGAUGUUAUAAAUGUGGACAGUCAGAUCACAAUAUACGUGAUUGUCCACAGGACUUUAUUUACAAAGCAAAAUCACACAAAUCAGCUAAUUGUUCAUCUAUUAAUAUUAUUGGUGAAAUUCAACUUGAAAUUAAAGUACAUGGAUUUAAAACGUUAAUUGUAGCCGAUGUCUCAACGAAUCUCAUUACUGACCUAUUACUUGGAAACGACUGGAUUACUCAAAAUAAUGUUAUUAUUGAUUCACCACAACAGCAUAUUUUUCUAAUUGACAAGAAUCGUCGUAUUCUAACAACAACACCAUUCAUCAAACCUUCACAUCUUCAAUUACCUGUACUAUUAACAGAUGAGAUUACUAUACCGCCAUAUUCCGAAAAAUGUAUUAAUAUCAACAUAUUAUCACCAAUGAUUAACAUACCCGAAGCUUUAUUUGAACCAGCAACAUAUUUAUAUCCAAAACAAAUAUUACUCACGAAUGCAUUAAUUAAAUUAGAAGACAAUAGAAGUUACGUUAUGAUUAUCAAUGCAAAUGAUCGUCAAAAGACAUUAUCGAAGAAUACUCACUUGGGAUAUAUUUCAUAUCAAUCUGAACAAAAUAAUUAUCCUAUUUUACCGGUGAUAUCACAAAAACGAAAAGGUCCACCAUUGCAUUCAAAAUCAACCAUUUAUAAGAGGAGCAAAACCGUCGGGAGACGUUCCUGGACUCCAUCAACAUAUGAAAAAAGGAAGGUCCUAUCUACGGACUUAACCUGUCGAAUGAUCAACAACAGCAAUGAACAACAACAUCAAUGUUAUGUCUGUCAAGAACGAUUUUUAUCACGAAAUGACUUACAACAUCACUUACGUCAGAAAUUUUAUCCAUCAGACAUGCGGGAACAGGUUGAACAGUUAACUCAACAUAUCAGAGAUGACAAGCGACGACAAAAACUAAAACAAAUUCUAUGGAAACACGGAAAAUUAUUUGAUGUCCGCCGACCGUCCAUCAUCAAAGCAACAGUUCAUCAUGCUAUCGAAACUGGCACUCAUCCACCAACUUAUACUUCGCCAUAUCGUGUUUCAUACAAGGACGAACAAAUACAAAGAGACGAAAUUGAUAAAUUACUCAAACAAGGAAUAAUCGAAGAAUCUAUCUCGCCAUGUUCAUCUCCAAUAGUAUUGGUAAGAAAAAAAGAUGGUUCUGUUCGAUUCUGUAUUGAUUUUAGGAAAUUGAAUAAUGUUACUACAAGGGAUGCAUUCCCUAUGCCUCGAAUUGAUGAUAUUUUUGAUCAUUUAUCACAAGCGGAAUAUUAUACCACCAUCGAUUUUAAAUCCGGAUAUUUCCAAGUUGGACUUGACCCGAAGGAUCGUUCAAAGACAGCAUUCUCCACCAGAGAUCAACAUUAUCAAUUUACAGUGUUACCUCAAGGUGUUACAAAUAGUCCGCCAGCAUUUCAACGCAUUGUUAGUCAAAUACUUGGACCUACAAGAUGGCAAUAUUCAUUAGCUUAUCUCGAUGAUAUUAUAAUAUAUUCGCCAACAUUUGAUCAACACUUACAACGCCUUGAUGAUAUUCUCAAUCGAUUAAAUGAUGCAAACUUUCGUCUCAAUAUUAAUAAAUGUCAAAUAGCACAGACGGCGAUUGAUUACCUUGGUCAUCAUAUUGAACACAGCAAUAUAAGACCGAGUGCAGACAACAUCCGUGCAUUAGUAGAAACUCAACAGCCAACAACAGCAAAAGAAGCUUUUCGAUUCGUCAAAGCUGCUGAAUAUUAUCGCAAAUUUAUACCGGGAUUUUCUACAAUUGCACAACCUUUACAUCAAUAUGCACCGACAACUAAAGAACAACGAUCAAAAAAAUCACAAGCUACACCUAUUACUUUAUCCAAUGAUGCACUUGAUGCAUUUAAUAAAUUAAAGAAAAUAUUAACCAAUGAUUUAAUAUUACGUAUUCCAGAUCAAAAUUUAUCAUUCAAGAUACAAACCGAUGCGCCAAAAAUUGGAAUUGGCGCUAUACUGAUGCAAACUCAUCCGCAUGGUGAUCUACCAGUCGCUUACUUAUCAAAGAAAUUUACACAAACGCAAAUGAAUUGGCCUGCAACAGAACAAGAAUGUUAUGCUAUUAUAUAUGCAAUUGAAAAGUGGCACAAGUACUUAGAUGGACGUUCAUUCAUCAUUGAAACAGAUCAUAAACCAUUAUUACCAUUCAACUUAAAACAACAAUUAAAUUCGAAAUGUGAACGAUGGCGGUUGAAAUUACAACAAUAUCAAUUUACAGUUCGGUAUAUUAAAGGAAAACAUAAUACAGUAGCUGAUUAUUUAUCCCGAUCACCAGUCGACAGUGGAAUGAAUGAUGAAGAUGAUUAUACACCAACAAAAUCCAUAGCAACACAAACUGAUAAUUAUAUGAGGACCCAAAUUAUUGCACCUGUUAUAACUCGUAAACAAGCAAAACAACAACUCAAUGAAAGGACUGAUUGUCGUUUGACAGAUCAGGCCUGUGAUAAACAAGAACAGAAAAGGAAUGUCGACAUACCAGUCGAUAAGUCCUGCGUUAUACAACCCAAUGAAUUACAUACACCAGCUAUCUCCAAUGACUCAAAUAAAAUGUUUCCAUUUACAAUAGAACAAUUAAAAGAAUUACAACAUCAAGAUGAAGAAAUUAAGAACAUAAUUGACAACAUACAAAAUUAUACAGAAUAUUUUAUUGAAGAUAAUAUGUUAAUGAAGAAAUCAUUUCCACCAGUUCCAGUUAUACCUAAAGGACGAAUACGUUCCGAUAUAAUCAAAAUUUAUCAUGAUACACCUGCAAAUGGUGCGCAUUUCGGUCGAAAUAAAACCAUUCAAAAAAUUCAACAACGAUAUUUUUGGCCAAACAUGAUUUCGGAUAUUCGCCAUUAUGUGAAAUCAUGUCUACCAUGUUUACAAAAUAAUCCUAUACGACAAAAACCACCAGGUGCUCUCAAACCAAUAAAACCACCUGAAGGUAUAUGGCAAUUACUUACAAUGGAUUUUCAUGGACCAAUCACACCAACAACAAAACAUGGAAAUAAAUACAUUAUCUCAUUAACGGAUGUAUUAUCCAAAUUCGUAAUUGCAAAGGCAGUACGUGAUUGCACUGCAUCGACUGCAGCACGAUUUCUCACUGAAGAGGUGAUCCUUAAAUAUGGUACUCCAAAAUGCAUACUCACAGACAAUGGUACACAUUUUACGGCUGCAAUGAUGACUGAAUUAUUCAAGAAAAUAGGAAUUACACAUUUAUAUUCAACACCUUACCAUCCGAUGACUAAUGGACAAAUUGAAAGAUUUAAUGCAACAAUGGAUGCAAAAAUAGCAACAUUAUCAAAUGACAAACGUACAGAUUGGGAUGAACAAUUACCAUUCGUUACGUUCAAUUACAACACCAGUAUACAUACAACAACCGGACAAAUUCCAUUUGAAUUAAUAUAUGGCCGUUCGCCAAUUCUCCCUUUUGAUCAACAACAACCAUUAGUCACACUUUCACACGAUUCUGAACAUAAGUCAAAAUUAAAUCAAUAUCUCUCGACAUUAACCGAGCAAGCAAAAAUCAAAAUAUUGAAGCAGCAACGACAAUAUAAAGAACGUUAUGAUCAACAUCGUACAAAUCCAAAUCACAAGGUUGGUGACCUUGUUCUAAUUAAAAUAUUAACAAUGCGCAACAAGUUCGAUGCACGAUUCGAGGGUCCAUUCCGUAUAAUUAAAAAAAUUAGCACAAAAACAUUUAUCGUACAACACGUGAAGAUACCGACACUGAUAAAACAAGUAACUAGCGACGUCAUGUUAUCGAUAACACAGCGCCGAUGUAUUUAA